Messenger RNA from Haplochromis burtoni (Burton's mouthbrooder), 4134 nucleotides. RefSeq names its product post-GPI attachment to proteins factor 2. Gene Ontology annotation, biological process: GPI anchor biosynthetic process. The coding region runs from base 518 to 1282 and encodes 254 amino acids. The transcript is spliced from 5 exons. NCBI's taxonomy places the organism in Eukaryota, Metazoa, Chordata, Actinopteri, Cichliformes, Cichlidae. The record is from RefSeq and is a predicted model, not a curated record. Gene Ontology annotation, cellular component: Golgi membrane; endoplasmic reticulum membrane.
CACCUACUCGUUUUACACGACAAGGAUGCUACACCCGCAGGCCCGUUAUCAUCUCAUCGGAGCAUUCAUCUGAGGUCGCGUAAUGCAAACAACAAAACAAACAAAACAAACACCCACUAAAAUGCGGGAAUUUAAAAUGACUGGAUGAGCCGAGCAGUGUUUUAGGCGAUCGACGAUAGCUGAUUGAGAAAUGCACGUCCACCGCCCUGCAUACUUAAAUAUUAUUGUUACAGCGUAGGUAUUGUUGGGAGAGACCACUGGCAAACAGUAAACAGGGUGAAGGUAGGAUGGAUGGAUUUAGCCAUUACAUGUUCAGUAAAUUCACGCGAAUGUUUUAAAUCUGAAAUGUUCCCGAGUGGUUCAAGAUAAAUAUUGACCUUAUGGAUGUACUUGACAUGUUUACUCAUCUCCAGUCUAUUUUCUUCUUACCUAGCAUAGCUAAAGAUGCCAAGAGCGUUAUAUCCCAUAUGUGAUCAUCUUUACACGAUUGUUUCUUUUCCCGCUGUCGCAAUCUAAAAUGCUACAAAGUUCAAAUAUUUUGGGGCAUGAAAGACCCCUGGUUAUUAGGGUAUCCUUCGCCACCUGUGUUCUGGCGACUGUGUGCCUACCCCUGCUCGGGCUCAUCACUUGUGUCUUCAUAUCCUCUGUUUUUCAUUUUGAAGAUGCCACUGGUACACACUGCCAGGUUCCUAAUUACCUGCCAUCUAUAAGUGCCUCUAUCAGCUUAAGUCCUGAGUGCCACAUUUGGCGAUUCUGCAUUGGACUACACUCAGCACCAAGGUUACUGGUGGCUUUUACCUACUUCAAGUUUUACAAGGCUCGCUUUGCUACCAGGUUUCCAGAGAGUUUACUCAGCUGUUUAAACCUGGGCUUUUCUAUAUCUGAAAACCUUGGACUUUUGUUGCUCACAUACGUAUCAUCCACUGAAACUUACUUUGUGCAUAAGGAAGGUUUUGUCCUGUUCAUUGUAAGUUCUCUAAUCUACAUGUUGAUAACCUGCCGUUUAUGGAAAUCUAUUAAGAAAUAUUCCUUAAGUCCUGAGGAUGCCAAGUCUCACCACUGGAAAGUGCGUUUCUUACUUCUCAAUGUAUGUUUCUGUGCUUUUGCCGGAUUCUUUUACUGGAAACACAACAUGUACUGUGAAUCAGGGAGUUACACAUUCUUUGCCCUGUUUGAGUAUCUAGUUGUUUUCUCCAAUAUGGCCUUCCAUCUUACAGCCGUGUGGGACUUUAAGAGCCGGGAGGUCAUGCUCAUUUCAUCUUCAGAGGAUAAAGACUUCUGACUAGAAAGUCAAGGACUAGGUACUACAUGUACCACCCCCCAACCACCUGAUGACAGCAGCCUUGAUCCUGCUGAAGCGGAAGAGUGGGAUGAAGGCCUUUUCCAUAUAUUUCCAUGAUGACCACACACAAAUCCUUAGUGAGUGAUGAUGUCUGACAAAUGAACAUAAGAUAUGCACAUGUGCUACUGUAGGGGUAUUAGGAUAACUUUAAGUGCAUUCUUUUGCCUCAGUGUCUCAUUCAUGGAUGCCUUCACCAACCUACAUGAUGUUAUGUAAUGUGACAUUUUAACUUUUAUACACUGCACAGCAAAUUUGUGGUCAUACUAGAAAUGUGCCAAAGUAAAGUGAUAGUUCUUCAAGUAUGCUUGGCUUUUAUUUUGAAAUAUAAACUCAAGGAUAGGAAAUGGAUGCAUUCUGAAUUCUAAGCCUUAGUGUCCAGCUUCAGAAACACUGCACUCUAUUUAGAGUCCUCAAAAAAGAUUGGCACCAAUACUCACUUUCAUGUAAUAAAAUGCAAUAUUCAGGUUGCUGUUGACAAAGCGCUUUAUUCUAUGUUGUUACUUAUUUAUGGUUUAUUUUUUAAGGGCAAGUAUAUUACAUGAACCACAUUACACACCAGAGUAUUUUUAAUCUUAGCUAGUUUGCCGUGCCCAUUCCUAGUCGGGCUUUUAAAACACAAACAGAGACAUAAUAAAGUUCAGUAAAUCAUAACUUUAAAUACUUCUGCAAUAUUGGCAGUUGAAAUGUUAAUUUAACACUUUUCAAAUCAGAUUUCCUCAGUAAUAUGUGAGGAACUGUGCACACUAUUGUGUCCUGAUUACCUAACUCUUCGCUGUGCACCAAAAUUAAAUCCCCCAAUAAAAACCUGUAGAUUUAAAUGAAAGAGUAUACUCCAGCUUGACAUGCCAUAUCAACAGAUUUAGGAAAAACAUGAUAAAAUCAAAUUAAAUUAAAGUACCUAAAUUAAAAACAAUCAAUCAACCAAUCAAUCAAUGAACCGUGUAAAAUUAUCCAAUACAGUGAAUACCUUACCUGAGAAAGUCCUAUCUUUGUGAAACUGAUAAUACUCAGGUCUUGUUAACACUGUGUUAGGCAUAGAUUCACAUUUUUGUGAUGAUGGUUAAAUUGGCAGGUUACAGCUCAAAGUUAAGAUCAGCCUAUAAUGUCAAUACACAAGCCUAUAUUAUCUGAUCUCAAUAACAGGAAGAUUCAGCUAAAAAUACCUAUGUAACUGGCAAAUUUAAUUUAGGGUGCACAAUUUAAGUUUGUUUAGCCUGACUACCUUUACACAACUUCAGCGCAUCUCUUUAUACUAGUUAUACCAUUAUCAGUACCAUAUCUGUUGGUGCCUGUCCUGUUUAGGCCUUACACUUUCCAUGUAUGCACAAAGGAAUUCCUGCACAUGGGAAUAAAUUUGUCUGGUUAAAGUUUAAAUGUAAUUGUUUGCAUAUUUGUGCAAACUGUGCUGUGUCUAAUAAACAAAUCACUGUAAAGGUUAUUUCAUCGUUCUAACAGAACUUAAAAUAUAUAUAUGCACUUCAACUUAUGAUUGACUUAAGACAUCAUUAUAUGCUACUGUUCAUUUGUAUUAUACCACCAAGAUUGUAAGGUAGUCUCAAAAUAUUUCCUCUGUAUAUAUCUUGCAGUAUGAUUGAAUUUGGACUGCUCUGAAGUUUCUUAUAAUCCACCAUAUAUCUAAACCAGAUGAUGCAAAUGAUCAAAGCUUAAUAUUGUGUAGGUUCUAAUAUUAAACAAUCUAUCAAUCAAUAAUAUUAACCAAAUAUUAUAUGACAAAUGUAUGUGAAGCGCAUCACUAAAAGUUUAUUACUUUGUUCUUCUGUUUUCAGAUGAAGUAGUCAGUAAAUAUCUUCAAUAUGUCAUUAAAGAUUUUAACAAAAGCUAUAUAAUACUGAAACCUAUGAACCAUGAUGUGAUGACAGUAAUUUUCUCCAAUAUUAAUUAUUUUAUUUGCACUCAAACUUAAGGAUAUUUACCAUAAUAUACUGGCAUGACUUGGAAAAUACCUCAGUGUGCAGGUUUACUCUACAGGAAAGCUACAGGACCCUGUGUUAGCCCAAACAGUCAACAUUGCAGGCAUAUACUCUGCAAAGUGUGUACAUGUGUUUAAUAACAGGAAUUCUAAAAAAAAAAAAAUGAGUAAGAAAAGUAACAACAAAUAAUAUAUUUUUCUUUUUAAUUCAAGCACCAUUAUUCUUUUAAAUAGAGGUCUCUAUCAAACAGUCAAGGUUUCCCUUUAUAGUAUAACUCUGAAUUGAUAACCAGAUUAGUAACAGUCAAAUAAAAUUUUUGGACACCUAAAAUUUCUCAGCAAAAGCCAUAAACCUUCUUCAAAUGUAUCUUAGUUCAACAGAGCAGCAUGUUUUGGGGCAUUAGAUCCCCUUUACUUCAAGGGGUGUCCUGCCAAGCUUUGCUGGUGUGCAUGCAGGAACGUAUUGCACUUCUUGGAUUUCCACCUCGACACACCCUUUGGACAGAGGUCACACCAUUCCAGCCUUUUCGCAGUGAAGCAGCAGAUGUCCACACCUGUCCUAACACGCAUCUAGUUGUGUUGUUGCUGUGAAUAUCCUGGGAUGUAGCCUUCCUUUUGAAACAACACAUGUGGUGGAGAAUAUGAUUACAUUUAUCCAGCUUAAAAUGCUGGCAUGUUGACUUGCUUAAAAUUGUGAGCAACUGCCAAGCAAAACCUGGAUUGGUGUCUCAUUCAAUAAGACACAGAUGAGCCAGCAAUCUGAGAUGCACAGGACGAGGAUGUAUCUAAGCAAGGCAAGGCAAGGCAAGUUUAUUUAUAUAGCACAAUUUAACAACAAGGUGAUUCAAAGUGCUUUACAGAG